AUGGUUUUCAUUCUAGGUGUCAACUUCAAGGCGCGCAUGCCGGUAAAGAAAGCGCUCGAGUGCUUCUAUGCCCUCGGACCAACGACAUCCUCGCGCAUCAUGGCAAAAUACUCCAUCUUCCCCCUCGCAAAGGUCGGCGCUCUCUCAGCCAAGACCGUUACAGCCCUGACAGCAGAGCUGUCCCAAAUGACGAUCGAAAACGACGCGAAGCGAAUUCUGCACGAGAAUCUAAAGCGACUGAAAGAUAUGGGAAGUUACCGCGGAAGGAGACACGCAAUGGGUCUACCGGCCCGUGGACAGAGGACGAGGAACCAGAUUUACACCGCACGGAAGCUCAACAGACUGGACCGCCGUGGUUGA
This is a messenger RNA of Scedosporium apiospermum, 360 nucleotides long. RefSeq lists its product as uncharacterized. Gene Ontology annotation, molecular function: RNA binding; structural constituent of ribosome. Gene Ontology annotation, cellular component: mitochondrion; ribosome; small ribosomal subunit. The record is from RefSeq and is a predicted model, not a curated record. NCBI's taxonomy places the organism in Eukaryota, Fungi, Ascomycota, Sordariomycetes, Microascales, Microascaceae. Bases 1 to 360 code for a protein of 119 amino acids. Gene Ontology annotation, biological process: translation. The transcript is spliced from 3 exons.